GUCUGUGAACUGGGUCUGAAAUCCAGCUCCCCAAAGAUACAAAGGCUCCACCCCCUGCAUCGACUUUACGGUCAACACCUCAAGUAACACCCCAUCAAUCACUCUUACAUCUAGACACCAUGAAGCUUUCUUUGUCUCUUGUUUUUGUCACUAUCGCUUUGUUACAGGUGACAGUGGCAGCGCCCAUGGGGACUGCCUUUGAUGUGAUUUCCGACCGCUCCCCCGAUGUCGAAGCCACCGACGAGCGUUCCCCCGUUAUGCAUGGUGGAGCUACUUCUUACUACAUUGCCGAUUCAGAAGGUAUGUCUUUUAAAUUAGUAUCGGACUUGGAUUAUCGACUCUUUUUAAAUAAUUCUCGCCGCUAGCAUAAUAAAGUCAGAAGUUCGGGGUUGUGGGUCACGGCAGCGAGUGAAGUUUGACUUUCCUUAGCGCAAAUUGG
Molecule: messenger RNA, 439 nt
Organism: Suillus paluster
Lineage: Eukaryota; Fungi; Basidiomycota; Agaricomycetes; Boletales; Suillaceae
Exons: 4
Coding region: 120-365 (81 amino acids)
Source: RefSeq, a predicted model, not a curated record